AUGCCGGCGGCGGCGGGGGACGGGCUCCUGGGGGAGCCGGCGGCGCCCGGGGGCGGCGGCGGCGCGGAGGACGCGGCCAGGCCGGCGGCGGCCUGCGAGGGAAGUUUCCUGCCGGCCUGGGUGAGCGGCGUGCCCCGCGAGCGGCUCCGCGACUUCCAGCACCACAAGCGCGUGGGCAACUACCUCAUCGGCAGCAGGAAGCUGGGCGAGGGCUCCUUCGCCAAGGUGCGCGAGGGGCUGCACGUGCUGACCGGAGAGAAGGUGGCCAUAAAAGUCAUCGAUAAGAAGAGAGCCAAAAAGGACACCUAUGUCACCAAAAACCUGCGGCGAGAGGGGCAGAUCCAGCAGAUGAUCCGCCACCCCAACAUCACACAGCUCCUUGACAUCUUGGAGACGGAAAACAGCUACUACCUGGUCAUGGAGCUGUGCCCGGGCGGCAACCUGAUGCACAAGAUCUACGAGAAGAAGCGGCUGGAGGAGGCCGAAGCCCGCAGAUACAUCAGGCAGCUCAUCUCUGCCGUGGAGCACCUGCACCGGGCUGGGGUGGUCCACAGUUACUGUCAGGAUGUCAAAAGCAAUGAAUUUAAUAAUGUUUUGAUCGCAAAGACGCCUGAGAGAAUGUUUCCUGAUGCCUUUUUCCCCCCUCCUCUUUUUAUUUUUUAUUUUUUUUUACUCCCUUUUCAUUUCUGCAAUUUCCUAAUUCGGAACUUGUGUUGUUCUCCUCUCUUUGCAGACUUUGGUUUGAGCAACUGUGCAGGGGUCCUGGGUUACUCCGACCCGUUCAGCACACAGUGUGGCAGCCCUGCCUAUGCCGCGCCCGAGCUGCUCGCCAGGAAGAAGUAUGGCCCCAAAAUCGACGUCUGGUCCAUAGGCGUGAACAUGUACGCUAUGCUGACCGGGACGCUGCCCUUCACGGUGGAGCCGUUCAGCCUUCGCGCUUUGUACCAGAAGAUGGUGGACAAGGAAAUGAACCCCCUCCCCACCCAGCUCUCCACAGGAGCCAUCAAUUUCCUGCGCUCUCUCCUGGAACCAGACCCUGUGAAGAGGCCAAAUAUUCAGCAAGCACUGGCGAAUCGCUGGCUUAAUGAGAAUUACACGGGCAAAGUGCCCUGUAACGUCACUUACCCCAACAGGAUUUCCCUGGAGGACCUGAGCCCCAGCGUGGUGCUGCACAUGACUGAGAAGCUGGGCUACAAGAACAGCGACGUGAUCAACACUGUGCUCUCCAACCGCGCCUGCCACAUCCUCGCCAUCUACUUCCUCCUCAACAAGAAACUCGAGCGCUAUUUGUCAGGGAAAUCUGACAUCCAGGACAGCAUCUGCUACAAGACCCAGCUCUACCAGAUAGAAAAAUGCAGGGCCACCAAGGAGCCCUAUGAGGCCUCCCUGGACACCUGGACCAGAGACCUUGAAUUCCAUGCUGUGCAGGAUAAAAAGCCCAAAGAACAAGAAAAAAGAGGAGACUUUCUUCACCGACCGUUCUCCAAGAAGCUGGACAGGAACCUGCCCUCACACAAGCAGCCCCCGUCCUCGCUCAUCACGCAGCUGCAGAACACCAGAGCGCUGCUGAAGGACCGCAAGGCCUCCAAGCCCGCCUUCCCUGACAAAGAUUCCUUCGGCUGCCGCAACAUCUUCCGCAAAACCUCCGAUUCCAAUUGCGUGGCUUCUUCUUCCAUGGAGUUCAUCCCCGUCCCUCCCCCCAGGACCCCCAGGAUAGUAAAGAAGCUGGAGCCCCACCAGCAAGGGCCCGGGAGCACGGGCGUCCCCGCCAAGGAAGACCCCCUGAUGCUGGACAUGGUGCGCUCCUUCGAGACGGUGGACCGAGACGGCCACAUAGAACUGCUGUCCCCCUCGCACCACUACCGGAUCCUGAACUCCCCGGGGAGCCUGGCUCGCAGAAAUUCCGGCGAGAGGACACUCUCCCCGGGGCUGCCAUCCGGAAGCACGUCGCCUCUCCACACUCCCUUGCAUCCCACGCUGGUCUCCUUUGCUCACGAAGAUAGAAACAGCCCCCCCAAAGAGGAAGGUGUGUGCUCCCCACCUCCGGUGCCCGGUGGCGGCGGCCCCACACAGCCUCUGGGGAGCCCGAACUGCGUGAAAAGCCGAGGCAGGUUCCCCAUGAUGGGCGUGGGGCAGAUGCUGAGGAAGCGGCACCAGAGCCUGCAGCCGCCGGCGGACAGGGCCCUGGAGGCCGGCAUGCCCCCGCUGCAGCCCUCGGCCCCCGCCAGCCUGCCCUUUGACGUGGCCGAUGGCCUCAAGGGCCAGUGCUGACCUGGGCCGCCGUGAUCCUGGGCGUCUCUAAAUAGACAAGCAGUGGAGCAGCGCUGCACGCGUCUGCCAGGGCCCGAACAGUCAGAGUCCUCGAGGGGAGCACCCUUUAUGGCCUCAUCUCUUCCCGCCGUGCAAUCCUGCCUGUAGCUGGAACCCACAGACCCAAAGCCUGCACAGUCCAGCCUUGCGUGGGGACCCUGGGACGCUGGGACCGGAGAGGAGUGUCGGCUCCUCGGGCAGCCGCUCCCAGCCAUUGGGGAUCCCCCUUCCUCCCACGUCCUGCCCGUGGCUGUCGCCCGGAUCACAGACUGUUACCAGCCCUCUCCUCACUCUGUUCGACACGGGUGCCUCUCAGAGGGUUGUUCUCCCAGCCACCGGCCACAGUCACACGGGGACCAGCAGCGUCACAAAGCCACUCAUCCAGGCCACGGUCUCCUCCCAGAGCGAAGCGCCCUUCCUUCUGUAGCAGCGAGUCCCUGCAGGCCGGCAGCAGCUGGCGACAGGGAGUGGGGGGCACGGGGACCUCCGGGAAGACAGCGAGGAGCCUCAGGCAGAGACUGAACCAAACGGGGGACCCUGUGGAAAGGUACAGACGGAAGGAAACACUCGCCUCCCAAGCAAGGUUUUGACCCGUGUUUUUUCUUUUAUUGAAACUUGCUAAACGGUUGAAUGAUCUUCUCCAAAGAGAUUUUUCUUUAUGUGAUGUCGGUACGUUGCAGUAACAUAAUUUUUAAAAACCUGGACAGAGAGACAAGAGGUGAUUCCACCGAACUCAAUGUUUGUACGGGACAGUGCAGCGCGGAGAGCAGAAUCGCUCACCCCGGUGAUGCGUUUAGUGGCAUUGGCCGGCGGGCGGGGCAGGAUCCAGUUGGCCCUGUGUUCAUCCCAUUGUAUCAACAGAGCCCCGAUCCUUCCGGAAGGUGUAGAACGUAGUUGGUUCUUUAGAAAGAGGGAAAAGGUGGUUGUGGCAGGAUUCAUGUGGCAAGAAGACGUCAUUACCUCUGCGGUGCGGUUUUCAAGCUGCCCGGAAAACAAGUGCAGUUUAGAGCACAGCCAGUUUGCUGCGGGCCGUGAACAGGUCUGCCCGGUGGGAACCUGUUCAGACACAGGCCAGUUUCUUCUUGGAGGAGAGCAGUGUCCCCCACACAGGGUUCAGUCCAUACUGUGUUUUCACACCUUUCACCAAGGAUCGAACCAAAGAUUUUGUGUCUGUUCUGUCCCUGUGUGUGCGUUUUGUGGAUCCCCGUGUUGUUUGACUGUGUCCAGCUGGAGCCUGGUGGUGGCUGUCCCCACAUGGGGCUUGGCCCUGGCAUUUGGCAGGGAGCACUUGGUCACGGACAGAGUUGGAAGAAGAAUCCAGAGCAUAGGUUGGACAGUGGUUGGUUUAGGAGACUGGAAUCUUCAACUUUUGACUAGUGCAGAUGGGACUGGAGACCGCCACUGUGGUCCCCCUGGGGUUGUCAUCUCAUCCAUUGGUUCCAAGACGGGCCUAGGCCCUUGGGAAUUGCAGAGCCAGCCCUCAUUUCCCUGACAACCAGCCCUUGCCAGAGGGCAGGGAGGUGGUCAUUUUCUUACUCACCAGUGGUGACUUCCUUUGGCCCCUCCCGUCUCUGAAUGAGCCAGAAGAGACCACUGUUUGGCUGAUCGCAGAAACCCCUUCGAUGCCCCGGUCUUGGCUGACGUUGGCAAGACCUGGAGCUGCUUCCUCCCUCCCAAGGGGACGACCCCAGCUCCAGGGUGCGUUAGGAGGAGGUCAGACUCCUGGGUGUUGGCGUUUUUUCCUGCGUAUAGCUGCAGACCGGUUCCAGAACUCGACAUUGAAAAUGGAGGGUUUUUAAGACUGAGAAGAAAUCUUCUAAGACUGACCCUCUCUCCAUCUGAUGUGAAGAGUUUGAUUUUUGGCUGGGGAAGGAAACUUUCCUAAGGGUGACCUCCAGCUGCAUCUGUCCCACUCUGCAAGUUCACGGGGUGUGCACCUGUGGGUUGGGAACUUUCUGGAGCCUCUGAUGUCUGCUUCUUGCAUUGUGCUUUCCUCAAGGACAGGAGCGUUUCCGCGUGGCUGUUAGCCCGUGGGGAGUGUGUUUCCCAUUCCUCGCGUGCUUCAGGAACAGCUGCAGAUACCGUGCCACUAACUGACCGUGUCGCCGUCGGCGACUUGGACUCAGAACUCAGGUUUAUUCUGAACACAGUGAGGGGCGAGGGGGGGUGAGGCAGGGGGGGAAAACUGUAUUUUUUUUGUGUGUGAGCACCUGACAAAUCUAUGAAACCAAGUGAAAGGAAAAAUGUUAAAUUCUUUUAUUAUUUUAUUAUAUUUAUAUGGAAAACUUGACUGUCCCUUUGGUAAGUACAAGGUGUAUUGUCUGUCUGACCCAUGGCUGUCCUCCUUAGUCUGUGCCUGUGAUUCCGGUCGGCCUGUAGUUACUGACGGGAAGGACUGAACUGCCAUCGUGUGACGUCCAGGAGGAAAGGUCCAUUGUAAUUGUAUGAUUUGGUCAUAAGUAAGGACUGUGUUUGUGUCACCACCAUUAAAUAUAUGUACUUUUCUAUUGACUGUGAAAUACACUUUUCGCUCACUA
Microcebus murinus (gray mouse lemur) is the source of this 4847-nucleotide messenger RNA. Lineage: Eukaryota; Metazoa; Chordata; Mammalia; Primates; Cheirogaleidae. The record is from RefSeq and is a predicted model, not a curated record.